Molecule: messenger RNA, 447 nt
Organism: Humulus lupulus (European hop)
Lineage: Eukaryota; Viridiplantae; Streptophyta; Magnoliopsida; Rosales; Cannabaceae
Exons: 1
Coding region: 1-447 (148 amino acids)
Source: RefSeq, a predicted model, not a curated record
AUGACUGAAGUUUGCCCUGACAUCCCUGGUGAUUUAUCUUUAAAAGAAUCAAGGGAGAAGUACGAGUGUUGGCUCGCUGCCAACAACAAAGCCAAGGCGUACAUGCUAGCUAGCAUGUCGGACACGCUUAGGACAAAGCUGGAGGAUGUAGAAACUGCCUAUGAAAUCAUGGAGCAGCUUCAGGAAAUGUUUGGACACAAAACUGGACAAUCUCGUUUUGAGGCAACGAAGAAGUAUGCUAAUGCCAGGAUGGUGCCUGGAAUGCAUAUUCGUGAUCACUUCAUCAAGAUGAUGAACUACUUUCAAGAGGCAGAAUUGCACGGAGCCACCAUAGACAAGGAAACUCAAGUGGGGCUUAUUCUUGCUCCCAAUUUUCUUCCAUUCACCACCAACUACUUACUGAACAUACUGAAGUACGGAAUGACUCAACUCAUGAACGAGCUUUAA